AAUUGUGGAUGAGUGGUAAUUAUUGGAUUGUGUUUGGCACCUCUUGGACAAUUCUGCUCUGUCUGCAUUGUCAGUGUUAUUUGGAAAUGCAGGGGACAAUCAAUAUAGCUUGUGGUUUCACCUUUGAACAAACCCAACAGGCAUAUCUGUAGUGUUGCCCUUGACGCUCAGCAUACCCUUGUUGAUUAAAUAAGGAGGCACAGAUUGUGUUUGUGGCUUUGGGCUAGAUGGAUGGUGUUCCAACUCUGCUCUCCAAACCCCUUCACAGCUCACCUGUCUUGCACUUCACUGAGACAAGUUACAGGGCCAAAAAGUAUUGGGCGUCAAUACUGGAAAACAGCCGGGGUGGUCUGUCUGCCUGAGGCAGGGCGACGGGGGAGACCUGACAUGGUGCUCUGCCUCGGGAUGAAGUGGCUAGAUUGGAUGAAGAGAGCUUGGUUCAAUCCAGGCAUCAAACCAAACACACUUUGCCCUAUCAGUUGGUCCCGUCUUCCGGGAAGAGCGCCUGCAAAGUGUGGAGAGCUUGUUCGGGAGCUGGCGUCAUUUUAUUUUCUGUCAUGUAUACCUCUGUGUACCCUGGGUCAGCGAGGGAGUGCUUCAUUUCAUGGAUGCUUUAAAACCAUUUUAAGAGUAUUGUCUUUUAAAUGAGUGUUCAUCCUACAAUUAAACAUAGAACAUUGAAUUUUGACACAUCCCCUGUCUCCUUCCCACCCUGUCAAUUAUUCCCCACCCACUCUUUCCCAGCUUACCUUUUCAUCAGGCUUCGAUUUUCUUCUCACAUUUUUUCCAUCUAUCAAACUGCCUAUCGCUGGCAGCAUGUAACCCUGCAGAGCCACAGGUAAGAAGAGCCUGUGGAAAUGUGUGGCCUGUGGAAAGUAGGUCAUCAGUCGCACGCUGUGUGAGCGUCUGGGUGCAGAGAAGCUGCGCCAGGUGACAGGACUGCUGCGUAACAUCUCUGAGUACAGGUGAUGCUGAGAGAGUGGACAUGUGGCUUCUGUUCUUCUCUUCCAGUGUCAAAACUCCCCUAGUGACCUCUUAUGUUCCUUGUGGUUGGUGUUCAACCUUUGCACUCACAAUUCCUCCAAAAAAAAGUGAAGUGUUGAUUGUACCCUCUGCCCUCCCCUUCUAGAUUAGCUCUUCCUUGAGUUUUGGAGAAAGAUAGCCACUUCUUUGGAGUCCAGAGAGGGGAAUGCUGGAGGAAGUAUUCCUCUAGUCACUUGUUCCGUGGGUCUGUUGAUCCGGCCAUUUCUCUGAACACUGAAAAGUAUUCUUUUGCCUCUUUGGAUUUUCUCAGUUCCUGCUUACUGAUUUUAUGUAGCCAGAGGCCUGAAAUGCAGACUACUCUUGCCAUUCAGUUUCCCCUAUGUAUCCUGUGUCCUUGUUAUGGCAUCCCUUUUGUCUUUCCAAGCCUGUCACUAGAGUGGAUAAAAUACUUAUUACUAUUCUUCUAGGCAGAUUUUUUUUUUUUUAAUGAACAAACUGAACCUUUUUUUUUUUUAACCAGAGAUUGAACCCAGGGGCACUUAACCACUGAGCCAUAUCCACAGCCCUUUUUAUUUUUUAUUUCGAGACAAGGUCUCGCUAAGAUGCUGAAGCUGGCUUUGAACUUGUGAUCCUCUUGAUCCAGCUUUGCAAGCUACUUGGAUUAUAGGUGUGCACCACCACCGCCGGCUAAGAUAUAUUUACAUGUGUAUAUGGGUUUUUGUUUUUGCUUUGGUACCAAGGAUUGAACUCGGGCACUGAAUCACUGAGCCACAUCCCCACCCAUAUUUUAUUUAGAGACAGGGUGUCUCACUGAGUUGCCUAGUGCCUCACUUUUGUUGAGGCUGGCUUUGAACCCUUGAUACUCCUGCUUCAGCCUCCUGAGCUGCUGGGAUUACAGGCGUGCGCCACCAUGCCCAGCAAUAUUUUUAAACUGAGAGUUGAGAUUGAACACUCUUACCACUGAGCUAUAUACUCUGCCCUUUUUAAAAUGUAUUUUGAGGAAGUCUCCCUACAUUGCUGCAGAUGGCAUGGAAUGUUUGAUUUUCUCACCUUAGUCUCCAGAUUAGCUGGAAUUACAGGCAUGUGCCAUCACAUGCAACUUUUAUUUUUUUAGACGAGGUUUAAAUUUACAGCAGAAUUAAAAGGUACAGAAAGUUCCCAUAUUUUCCUUGCCUUGGCACAUACAGAGCCUCAUUAUCAACACCUCUCAUCGAAGUGGUUACAUUUGCUCCACUUGUAAUUCUUUUUGAUCAUCCUUCAGAGGGACUUGCUGAGUGGAGGAGGGCUACUAACUUAUCACUGAAAAUUUUGCAUAGAGCUAUCUCUUAUCUCCAUUUGCUCUUGUUUUAAAAUGAGUUAGGGGAAAAUCAGAACACAGAUUAGCUAACAGGCAAACUCCUAACUAUGAUUUUCGGUGAAAGAAUUCAAAAGAGGAAUGACCAGUUGCUCUCGGUCGUAACCAGCCUUUGAAAAAGGAGAAACCAAAAUGGAAAAGCGAUUAUCCUAUGACAGACGGACAGCUGCGCAGCAAGAGGGACGAAUUUUGGGACACUGCACCAGCUUUUGAAGGCCGGAAAGAGAUUUGGGAUGCCUUGAAGGCUGCUGCACACGCUUUUGAGAGCAAUGAUCAUGAACUGGCACAAGCAAUCAUUGAUGGUGCAAACAUAACCUUACCACACGGUGCGCUUACGGAGUGCUAUGAUGAACUGGGGAGCAGAUACCAGCUUCCCGUGUAUUGCUUGGCACCGCCAAUCAACAUGAUAGAGGAAAAGAGCGACACAGAGACUCUGGACAUUCCUGAGCCACCACCCAACUCUGGCUACGAGUCCCAGCUCCGACUUCGCCUCUCCACAGGCAAAGACCUCAAGCUUGUGGUGCGCAGCACAGACACGGUGUUCCACAUGAAGAGACGCUUGCACGCAGCCGAAGGGGUGGAGCCGGGAAGCCAGCGGUGGUUCUUCUCAGGCAGACCUCUCACCGACAAAAUGAAGUUGGAGGAGCUGAAGAUCCCCAAGGACUACGUCGUGCAGGUGAUCGUGAGCCAGCCCGUGCACAACCCCACGCCAGUCGAGAACUGAGCCGAGCCAGCUCCCCCUCUCCUGUUUGUUAUUGUUGUCAUUUUCAACUCUGUGGCGUGAAACCUAUUUUCACUGCUCUGAAUUCCCUAUGAAUGAAUUUAGUUCUGAGGAAUUACCAGUGAAAAAUUCCAUCUGUGAUGGAGACCAACAAAAAUAAUAAAACACAAAGAGCCAGCCUUUGAGACUCAUGUAACUACAAUUUCUAAUUUGAGAGGCAGUUAAGAAAAUAGAUAACCAUUUAUUUUAAAACACUCAACUACUUAAUGGCUGAAUUUAAAUGAUUUAGACUGUAAGUGGAACAUUGUAACCUUGAAGAACAGCACCAAGCACCUUUGAAUACAGAAUUUUUAAAACAUCUGUCAGAUUAUAUAAUUUCCAGAUGUCACCAAUAAUGGUUAUAAUUUUUUGAUAGAAUCUGAGAAGAGCAGUAUUUGAGAUUCAUUUCUGUUCUGGUUUUUUGUUAGCUCAUUUCAUAUUUAGCCAUAAAGGAGUAAGACUGGCAAAUUGUGUUUCAGUGUUGCUUUUCCCAUCCCCACAUGUUGAGCCCCUUAUUGACAGUCACACUAAGUUUGGGUGCCUUGAGCAUGUUUGAUGGCCGGGACCCCUCUGAACACCAGGCAGUAAGUAGUUCGUGCAGUCCUGUUUCUGAUUUCCACCUGAUCCUUGGGUGCUGCGUAGGUGUUUUGGAAUCCUGCACAGACAGCUGUUUUCAUGUCUGGUUUAGAAGGUCACUACGUCGUGUACCUUCCGUGUACCUUCCAUACUCCCUGCUCUGUUUGCACUUGCAUCGCCUACCCUGCCCCAGGCCCAUAGUCCCCGGGCGGGAGGCAGGAGUCUAUUACUCUUCCCACCACGAGGCAGUGCAGUGAGGCUCUCCCGGCUCUGCAGGGGUGCAGGGAAAGCCCAGUCCUCCUGUGCCUGGGAGAACUUGCAGAGAAACUUUCGACUGAGAAUCCAGAGUGAAAGGUUUGCUGGUGUUGCUUUCACAUUAGCAGUGACGUGGCAGCGCUUCAGACCUCAGUGCUCCCCAGUUCACUGUUACCCUCAGCCAAGCGGAUAACAGUUCUUCUCUCAUCUUUUCUUGCAAAGAGGCAAGUUAAGAACCAUCUGCAGAAUCAUGUUUGGUGGCCAGGAACUGAGAAAUCUGCGAAGGCCUGAGUCUUGGGUGCUGUGGCUGAGUAAAGCUGCCCAGGGCUGCGUUUAAUUUGGAGACCCUUAAGACCUGGCUCUGAGAGAGAAGCGGACUCCCUCCCUUACCAGGCUGUGUCCUGGGGCCUCCGUGAGGAGGAAGGGGAGCAAGGAGCAUGGGUGCCGUGCUGGGGGGAGGCACACCUCCACAGCUACUUGGGUGUGAGCACCUUGUUAGUUAAAGUGACAAAAUGAAACUGCUAAUUAGUCUAAAUGCAUUGUUUAAAAAUGGUAUUAAAUCUCCUAUAGCCUGAUUAAGUAUAUCUAUAACUGUAACUUUAUCAUGUUUCUGAGAGCUUUAACUACUUCCCUAAUGUUAUUCGAUCACUUUAAAGAUUGUGGCUACAUCUGAUUUGCUUGUUGAUGAUUGACUCUAAAUUCAAGAGAAACAGCAGCAUUAAUUCCAGAGGAGAAGUUUUCCCUCAGAGGUGGGGCUAGGAGGGCAUUUCAGUAGAUCGCCCUCAUCCAAAAGUUUUUGUUCAUCGUUGCCACACUGAACAGCAGCAUCUCUCAUGUUCAUCAACUGGAAAAAAAAAUGUUUAAACUGAUUUUUCUUAAGGAAAUUUGUUAAUGUCAUCAAUAAUCUAUGGUUGGUAAAAGGUCUUGAUUAUUGAAGAUUCUCUCUCUUUAAGAGUUAUUUUAUUUUAAAGGAACAUAUACUUUGAAUAACAAUUUUCUGGGCAUGUUUAACCUAGGUAAGAAAACCAUGGUGCUGUUUAAUUGUUAAUAGAUUGAUAUAAGAUUGGACCAAUACUUGAUGUGUAUAAUUUUAGUAUGUAGGGUUUUUGUGCUUUUUUAAAAAAAAAAAAAAAGUUAAAUUUU
Molecule: messenger RNA, 5072 nt
Organism: Marmota monax (woodchuck)
Lineage: Eukaryota; Metazoa; Chordata; Mammalia; Rodentia; Sciuridae
Gene: Ubtd2
Product: ubiquitin domain containing 2
Exons: 3
Coding region: 2490-3062 (190 amino acids)
Molecular function (GO): protein binding
Source: RefSeq, a predicted model, not a curated record